Penicillium antarcticum is the source of this 1194-nucleotide messenger RNA. RefSeq lists its product as uncharacterized. Gene Ontology annotation, molecular function: sequence-specific DNA binding; DNA-binding transcription factor activity, RNA polymerase II-specific; zinc ion binding. Lineage: Eukaryota; Fungi; Ascomycota; Eurotiomycetes; Eurotiales; Aspergillaceae. The coding region runs from base 1 to 1194 and encodes 397 amino acids. Gene Ontology annotation, biological process: positive regulation of transcription by RNA polymerase II. The transcript has a single exon. The record is from RefSeq and is a predicted model, not a curated record.
AUGCUAGACCUCACAUCCCCAACAUCCCCCCUCCCAGAAAGAAGAUGGAACCAACUCCCAAACCCAUCCCAACCUAACCAACAAACACCACAAACACAGCUCUCAAGACCAAGACAACGCCAAAUUCCAAGCACGCGACCAUCUUCAACCUCAACUCCCGCUUCAAAUGCAAAAACCACACCCCCGCCAUUCCGCAACGUCUCAGCCUGCAACCGCUGCCGCCUCCGCAAACACCGCUGCGACCAGCGCCUUCCACGCUGUGAAUCCUGUGAAAAAGCAGGCGCACGCUGUGUCGGCUACGACCCCCUCACCAAGCGCGAGCUGCCACGCAGCUAUGUCUCCUUCCUUGAAAGUCGCGUCACAUAUCUCAAGCAGGUCUUGAUAGAUCACAAUAUCGAUUUCAAGCCCGCGACUGCGUACGACGAGGAAGAGACGCUGCGAUUGGAGGCGGGUGCUAAGUGUGGAGAUUCGCCCGAGGGUGCGGGCUUCAAGGAUGGGAUUGUGGCGCGGAGUUCUAUGGCUGAACAGCGGGAUGGUUCGAGGCGGAAGAGGAAGAUUGGUUCUGUUGAGAGGGAAGAAGAGGUUCUUCCUCCGAGGCAGAUGAAGAGGCUUUGUCAAUUGAGUUUGUUGCUGAAGGAGUUUUUUAAUGAUGGAUGUACGCGGAGGCAUUAUGGGGAGCAUAUGCAUGAACACGAGCACCAAGAAAACGCCGAAACAAACAACCAUCCUGAUCGAGUUCAGCAUGAACUGCAGCAGUCACAGCCUUGGUCACCACAGAGCUAUGAAUCCAUGGAACACAGCGACAACCAUACAAUGUCCGGCUCGGAAUCACCUGAAUAUCCCACAAGACAAUAUCACGAUCUGAACACCGGAAACGAGAUCUCUGCAUUUGAUGGAAUGUUCGGUUCAACUCGUGGCCCAAAGGUUUACGGGAUAGACAUGCAACCGAGGAUCAAUCUUGGGUCUGAUUUGGUGGAUCUCGAAUUUGAUAUGCCGGAGACUAAGGCAUCUUUUGCGGGGAGGAAUAGGAUUCGCAAUACGAAUACUGCUAGGCGUGAAUCCUUGUCAGAUGAAGAGCAGGCUGAAGCGGAUGCCAAGUUUGAUAUUGGGGCUGAGCUUUUGAGGCAGAGGACUGAGAAGGCGAAUAAUGAUUUGUUGGAUGAGUUUCUUGUUGGGUGGCGCGAUAGUGAUUGA